This is a messenger RNA of Eimeria mitis, 222 nucleotides long. RefSeq lists its product as uncharacterized. Lineage: Eukaryota; Apicomplexa; Conoidasida; Eucoccidiorida; Eimeriidae. The coding region runs from base 1 to 222 and encodes 73 amino acids. The transcript has 2 exons. The record is from RefSeq and is a predicted model, not a curated record.
AUGGAGCUGAGGACAACAACUGGGUUUAGGCUUGGAGUAGACGCGCGAGAGAGCGGCGCUCCCCGCGUCUGCAGCUCUUCGCAGAGGCAAUGCCUGAACGGCGACUGGUCUCAGCAGCAGCAGGAGGAGCAGCAGCAGAAGCAGCAGCAGCAACAGCAGCAACAGCAGCGGCGGCAGCAGCAGCAGCAGAAACUCUCUCUUAGAUUCGCACACAACGACUGA